GUUGUGAAGCAAACGGUGCCUGCCAUGCCAUAGGGUCUGUGUUCGAGACCAACUGUGUGCUGAAAGCCUGCAAGAAAAUCACAUACCCGGACCGCAGUGUUCUACAUCUGUCAGGACCCUGGCUCCACCUUCCCACUGGUCAUCGGCGGUCAUCGGUACGAGCAGUGCACGUGUAAUCUGGACAAUGGAUCCUUGCGCUACUCCUGCUCUGGCUGACCGCUCCCCCAAGUCACAGCGGCCACGUGUGACGUCACGGCUACAGACCUACCGCGUUAUGGGGUGACGUCAGAUGUCCGUGUUAAAGGCGUUGUUACAUUCCGUGAAACUUUGUUAGCUUACAGAUUGUAAGGCUGGAAUUGAACGUGCCAUUGGAAUAGGUUGGGACUCGUUUUUUCUUUAUCAUUUUCACCCUUUCAUUCUUUCUUUCUUUCUUUCUUUCUUUCUUUCUUUCUUUCUUUCUCUUUUCUUUUUUUAUUCGUUCUCUGUUUCUUUUACGUAACUUUAUUUAUAAAUGUAAUCAUUCUAUUUUUUUAAAUAUUAUUUUACUUUUAAUAUUUUGUUUUAUUUUGUCUUAUUUAGUUUUUGUGGAUGUAAAAAAUCGGAGAUUAAAAAAAAUAAAAAUCUCAGUGUACAAAGUGAAAUCUCGAUGACCCAGUGCUCAUGAACAUAUUUUUGCACCCUUUUUGACCCGUUUUUGAAGACUGAAUCAGUUGAAGUACUCCAAAAACAUGCCGUCUCUGUAAAGCAGUGACUUUUUUGCUACUGACUUUUCAAAGGCAGUUUGAAAUCAAUCCUUACUGAAUGAGAAUAGAGAAUAGAAUGGAUCUGCAGUACGCGUUUGAAGGCUGCAGUAAAAACGGCAGUUGUCACAGAAAUAAAAUUAUGGGCAUUAGUUGUCUUUCUUUUUCUCAAGAUCCCAUGCUUCAGUUUUAGUUUUAGUAAUGUUUUAGGAGCAAAACGUGCAACACAGUUAAGUCAUACACGUUCUGAAUAUUGUUCUGAAUAUCAUAGGUGUUAAUGGAGGGUAACAUACACAGAAUAGGAGGAAAAGAUAAUGACCAUAGAUGUUUGAUAGGAAAGAAGAAGCGAACCACACGAGAGCACCCACCAGCUACGAUGUUCUUUUGAAUGGCGGUGUUUUAAACGUGUCACCAAUGUGUGAAUGGAUGCAGCUCUUUGUGAUAAAAAAAAAAUGUUUUGACAAACAAAAUGGGGAAAACCAAGCAAGAAUUGAUCAAGUCAAACAACGCCAAAGCUGCAAAAUUGUGACCACUGCCUGUUCUGCCCCUGGAGUCUUCAUACGUUGAAUAAGCGACCUGUAGUAAACCGGGAUGCGAUGCUUGUUUUGAUGGGUUACUCUGUACACUUAAGACAUUUUACCCCGAACACAAGAACUCUUUCCCGACUCUUUUUCGACACCUACCUGCCUUUUGUUUGUUGCUUAAACGACUCAAAUGUGUGCGCAAUCAACGCAGCAAAUACAAUAAAUCUUGUUUCCCUGCAU
Aplysia californica (California sea hare) is the source of this 1504-nucleotide messenger RNA. RefSeq lists its product as uncharacterized. NCBI's taxonomy places the organism in Eukaryota, Metazoa, Mollusca, Gastropoda, Aplysiida, Aplysiidae. The record is from RefSeq and is a predicted model, not a curated record.